AUGAAGAUCAUGUCUUGGAAUGUUAGAGGAUUGGGGAGGCUGGAAAAACGUCGUAGAGUGAAACAGCUGAUUAAAGAAAAAAGAGUAGAUGUUGUACUCCUUCAAGAAACUAAGAGCAGAGAUAUUGAUGUUCCCUUUGUGCGAUCUAUUUGGCCUUGGGAGAAGCUGGAGUUUAUGGGUGCAGAUUCGGAUGGGAGUGCUGGAGGGCUCUUGAGUAUCUGGAACCCUGAAGUUUUCUCCUUAUCAGAGUGUUGCAGUAACAGAAAUUUCUUGCUUCUGUCAGGUACUCUGUCUAGUUCAUUUGAGUGUGUUUUCUUAAAUAUUUACGCUCCAAAUGAUGUGGUUCAUAGAGCUAAGCUAUGGGAUUCUAUCCUCAAUAUAAGAUCCUCUUUCCAAAAGCCUUGGUGCAUGGGUGGUGAUUAUAAUGAGAUUAGAGUUCCAGAUGAAAGAAGAGGAUGCUCUAGAAGUUCCAAAGGGAUGCAGGAUUUUAAUAAUUUUGUUGAUCUGCUGGAAUUGAUGGAUUUACCAAUGUUGGGUAGGAAGUUUACAUGGUGUAAUUCUGUGGACGGUGAUAGGUGGAGUAGAAUUGAUAGGUUUUUGUUGGAUCCCCUAUGGGUAGAAACCUUUAGUUUGAAGUUGUGGGGCUUACCUAGACUGGUGUCCGACCACUGUCCUCUAUUGCUUACGGAAGAUGAGAAAAACUGGGGCCCUAAGCCGUUUAGGUUUCUGAAUGCUUGGACCCUGCAUCCUAGCUUCUUGUCUGUUGUGCAAAAGUCCUGGUUGGAUGCGCAGGUACAAGGGUGGGCUGGGUUCAGAGUAAAGGUGAAAUUGUGUAGUCUCAAAGCCGAGUUGAAACGGUGGAACUCUGAGGUGUUUGGUUGCGUGGAGGACCAACUUAGAAAGGCUGAAGCUGAGUUGCAUGAGCUGGACCUGGUGGAAGAAAUGGGGACUCUAGAUCCUCAAGAAGUUGUUAGAAGAAGGGAGGUAAAAAACUUGGUGUGGUCAUAUAGAAAGAAAUUGGAUUGGAUAUGGUUCCAAAAGUCUAGAGUAAAUUGGGCUCAGAAUGGUGAUCGGAACACCAGAUUUUUUCAUAUUAUGGCUAGCCAAAGGCAGAAUAGGAACUUAGUGGACUCAGUGGUUGUGGAGGGGGCUCGCGUUGAAGAUCCAGCUUUGGUAAAACUAGAAGUGCUGAGGUUCUUUUCAAAGGCAUUUUCGGAAGAUUGGCCAUCUCGUCCUAAACUGUCUGGUAGUUUUGUGAGGAUCAAUAGUGCUAAGGUGGUGGAGUUUCUUGAUCCUGAGUUCACUUUGGAAGAAGUUUGGGAGGCUGUAAAAGACUGUAAUGGGAAUAAAGCUCCGGGGCCGGAUGGUUUCAACAUGAUGUGUAUCCAGAAAUGCUGGAAGACUAUGAAAAGUGAUUUUUUCCAGUUUAUGUAG
This is a messenger RNA of Camellia sinensis, 1434 nucleotides long. NCBI's taxonomy places the organism in Eukaryota, Viridiplantae, Streptophyta, Magnoliopsida, Ericales, Theaceae. The record is from RefSeq and is a predicted model, not a curated record.